Racocetra persica is the source of this 161-nucleotide messenger RNA. NCBI's taxonomy places the organism in Eukaryota, Fungi, Glomeromycota, Glomeromycetes, Diversisporales, Gigasporaceae. The record is from the annotation of a GenBank genome assembly.
AUUGUUGAUGUUUCAGAGAUUAUAAAUUCUCAAAGUCUGGAUUCGCCUCAAAAAGUCUUUUUAAAAAGAUUUUAUUCACAAGAUUUAUCUGAAGAGUUUAACCUUAUCACAUUUGAAAAAAGAGAUAUAAUUCUUGUGACUAGUAAAUUCCAAAUUGUUGA